Messenger RNA from Hypoxylon trugodes, 300 nucleotides. RefSeq lists its product as uncharacterized. The record is from RefSeq and is a predicted model, not a curated record. Lineage: Eukaryota; Fungi; Ascomycota; Sordariomycetes; Xylariales; Hypoxylaceae. The transcript has a single exon. Bases 1 to 300 code for a protein of 99 amino acids.
AUGCCCCUUACAAACACGAAGACGGAGACCACAGCUAAAGUAGUACACCUCACAAACCCGCAAAACAAGCCCGAUAUCCUAACCAUAUAUAAUAACAAUUACAAUCACACUUAUUUCGGGUUCGUUAACCCCUCCGGCUGCUGGGAUAACAAGAGACGUAGCGAUGUGAAACGGGCCAUCGGAAGGCAAGGCCACGCCAUGAAUCAGGCUGCGGUGAUCAAUUACGGAGGAAACUCGAUGCUGGUUCUCGGUAUCAUCAUCGGGGCAUUGGCUUCUGCGUUAUUCCGAAUGCGAAAGUGA